Molecule: messenger RNA, 2598 nt
Organism: Python bivittatus (Burmese python)
Lineage: Eukaryota; Metazoa; Chordata; Lepidosauria; Squamata; Pythonidae
Gene: DCK
Product: deoxycytidine kinase
Biological process (GO): nucleobase-containing compound metabolic process
Cellular component (GO): cytoplasm; mitochondrion
Molecular function (GO): deoxycytidine kinase activity; ATP binding
Source: RefSeq, a predicted model, not a curated record
UUCCCUUUCCCUUUUUCACUUGAAGCCGGCGUUGUCCGCCUAGCUACCUCGGCUCUUUACUGUACUUUUAGGCGGCCCUCUCGAUGACGGCGUUCGCGUUUCAAGCUCACCUUUUCGGUCCCUCUCGGGCCCCUGUAGCGAAGCCAGAAGCGAUUGGAGAGGUCGCAUGACAACACCCGCUGGCUGGGGACGCGACAACGAGGCCAGUGGGAGGAGCCCUCGCGUGACGUCAGUGGGCGGUGCAGCCAACCCCGAUCGAUCCCGCGCCAAAUUCAAACGCCGGCGGGGAGACAAAGUGACGUUGGGCAAAGUCGGCGGAGCGCGCUUUUUGGCUUUCCUGCGCUGCCGUUACUCUCCGGGGGAGCUCCGUUUAGUUACCGGCGCGCCGUUUCCAUGGCAACCCCACCCAAGCGAAGCCGGAGCAGCGUGAAGAAGAUCGCCAUCGAGGGCAAUAUCGCUGCAGGCAAAUCUACCUUUGUGAAUAUUCUCAAAAAAGCCCAAAAGGAAUGGGAAGUUGUUCCAGAGCCACUGGCAAGAUGGUGCAAUGUUCAGAACUGCCAAGAUGAUUGUGAGGAGCUGACAGCCUCUCAAAAGAGUGGUGGCAACUUACUUCAGAUGAUGUAUGAGAAGCCUGGGAGAUGGUCCUUUACCUUUCAAGCCUAUGCCUGUCUGAGCAGAAUCAGGGCUCAGAUCCAGUCUUUUGACGGGAAACUAAAAGAAGCUGAGAACGCUGUGGUUUUCUUUGAAAGAUCCAUUUAUAGUGACAGGUACAUCUUUGCAUCCAAUUUAUAUGACUCUGACUGUAUGAAUGAAACAGAGUGGACUAUUUAUCAAGACUGGCAUGAUUGGAUGAAUCAGCAGUUUGGAUCCAGCCUUGAACUGGAUGGCAUCAUCUAUCUCCGAGCUACUCCUGAAAAAUGCUUGAAUAGGAUUUACAUCCGUGGAAGGGAUGAAGAACAAAGCAUUCCCAUAGAAUACCUGGAGAAGCUUCAUCACAAACAUGAAAGCUGGCUCCAGCACAGGACGUUACGAAUGGAUUUUGAAUACUUGCAAGAGGUACCCAUUCUAACGCUGGAUGUAAAUGAAGAUUUCAAAAGCAACAAAGACAAACAUGAAAAUAUGAUUGAGAAGGUCCAAGAAUUUUUGAGUACUUUGUAGCACUUCCCGAAGUCUAACUGAAGCAGAGUGUUCCCAGCAUUCAUAUCACUUACUUGUUUUACCAAUGCUGCUUUUGCUUAACCAGGUUCGACUUUAUUGUAUGGUUAAAUAUUGCAAGGAGCUGGUUUUCUGUUUGCUGUGUAUCCAAGUGCCUUAGGUGAAGUCUGUGCUGGGAGUGAUCGUCUGUUGCCAAAAAGCAGCUGAAGAGGACUUGCUGUGAACUAUCAUCACAUCCUUUUUAUAGCAUGACUGAAAUAUUUUGGUAAAACUACUGAUGUCUCUGUAAUUAGUGAAACUUGGAUGAUAUGUCAGAUCCCAUUACACACAUUUCAGUCAUCUAUAUUCCUGUGGGAUGAUACCGUAGGCUUGCAGCUCCCUCCCUAGAAGCUGGAGAUGAAAGGGUUAUCAAGCUUGCAUUUGGCCCACAAUUGGACCCUUAAGUAAUAGUGAAGCAGAUUUUUGUAGCUUGAUGUAAGUUAGCAAAAAGGCUGUUAUAGAUGGACGAUAGGUAAAGAGAUUAUUUUGAAGCAAAAGCAUUCUCUGGGGGUGUGGAUACCAGGGGUGGGUGGGUAAAUGGUGAAAGCAGCUUUGCAAUACAGGUUGCCCCCCUUUUCUACGUGUAUUGGGAGGUUGCAUGCAUGUUCAAAAGGAGGGGAGCUUGCAUCGCAGUGGAAAGUUUUUGGUCCUGCAGACCCCUGUGUCCUGAAGGCAAUUUCCUCAGUUUCCUAGGUUACUGUAUUGACAUCGUUCGGUAGAAUAAAAUGCCAAAGGUAAAGCAUUUUCUCUUAUGUAUCUCUUAACCAUCCAUGAUGACUUCUCCUUGGACUCAGACUUGUUCCUUCCUUCACCCAGAAAGCUACGCCAAGCUAUGUAUUGCAAGUUGCAUGGAUGCCGAACAGAACCACCUCAAUGAGGACCAUUUAAUGAUUCCUGCAUUGUCCCCAAAGGUGGUUUUUUUUUUAUGUUUUCUGCAUUAGAUUGGUCUAGGGCAGUGUUGGUCUGGACUUCAACUCCCAGAAUUCCCCAGCCAGCAUGAGAAACACUGGCCUAGGGUAUAACUGCCUGCAGCUGAUUUGUAUCUGAUUGCUUUCUUGCUGUUUAUUGAUUUGAACAUACUACUGAAUUUUCCACUUAAGCUUGAAGUUGUUCUUUUUAGAAACAUGGACCCAUUUUAUAUCCUCAAGGGAAUAUUGGAAAGGAGCUUCAGAAGUAACUGUGGUUUAAAUUAUUAUUCUCUUUACCAUGGCAUGUUUUAAAACUGCAAAGCAUCAAAUGAUGUAGCCCUCUGAAAUAGAUUUAUUUUUAUAUGGUGUAUUUAGAUGUAAUCAAACUAAUCCAGGCUUUUAGCAUCCAAAGAUUCUGUGAUGUAUGAUGUGUGAUGUACGCUUCAUUUUGUUUGAUCAUGUUGGAAACCUUUGGGCUGAAAUAAAGAUUGAAAAC